GUCGUUAGCUAUGGCUUUUUCAAAGAUGAAGAAAAGGGAAAAGAUAUUAAGUUUGUUAUAAAAGACCAACUAAUUAAACAAAAAGAAUUAUAUAGUAAUAUACUUGGAUAUAAUAUAAACUACCUUAUAACAGUUUUAUCAUAUUUAAAUCAAAUAUGUCUAAUAGAAUACUGGUUCUAUUCUUCAGAGUAUGCACAAUUAGCAUCAGAUAUAUUCAAUAUACCAGUCACAGUAUUUGUAUGGACACAACCAUAUUAUACUAGUUCAACUCAAGCCAAACAAGAAAGUUUAGCUUCUAUCCUUAAACCCACAAUAUUUGCUAAUUUGCAAUUGUUAUGA
Messenger RNA from Dentiscutata heterogama, 339 nucleotides. The record is from the annotation of a GenBank genome assembly. Lineage: Eukaryota; Fungi; Glomeromycota; Glomeromycetes; Diversisporales; Gigasporaceae.